UAGGCGUCGUAUAUAUAGGUGCUACUAAAAUUGUUGGUAACUGAGCUUUUGGCAACGGUUUCUAGCUGUUGUGGAUAACCUCAACUGAUAAAAUCAAACCACAUUUGAUUAAAUCAUGGCUGACGCUUUCAAGCGCCUUCUAGGUGAGAAACUACAGGGCCAAGGAGCGGAUGAGGUCUCCACAGAGAGUAUCUGUGGUGAAGGGAAGGUUGUUGGCUUGUACUUCUCAGCUCACUGGUGUCCGCCUUGCCGCGGUUUUACGCCCAAGUUAGCCGAGUUCUACAAGAAACAUCACUUAGAGAAAAAGUUCGAAAUUGUUUUUGUGAGUUCUGAUAAGAAUGAGUCUGAGUGGAAGUCAUAUUUCAAUGAAAUGCCCUGGAUUGCUUUGCCUUUCGCUGAUCGUGAUCGAAAGGAGAAACUUUCAAAAAAAUUUAAAGUUGAUGGAAUACCAACACUGGUCAUACUGGAUGGAAAGGAUGGAAAAGUUAUAGUAGCCAAUGGGCGAACAAAGGUUGCAGAAGAUCAGCAAGCCAAAGACUUUCCGUGGAGACCUAAAGGACUGGCUGAUGUAAUGAAAGAUGUAAAAUUGGUUAACCAUGAGAAAGAGGAGAAGUCAUUUGCUGAUUUAACUGGGAAAGUCCUUGGGUUGUACUUCUCGGCACAUUGGUGCCCUCCUUGCCGAGCCUUUACACCACAAUUGAUUAAGACGUACAAAAAGGUUAAGGAGAAGGGAGACGCCUUUGAAAUCAUUUUUGUGAGUUCAGAUCGCAGUGAGGAAGGGUACAGUGAUUAUUUUAAAGAGAUGCCCUGGCUCUCUACUGGGUUCCAGGAAGGUAUCAAAAAAGACCUGACCCAGAUGUAUGGAGUGCAAGGCAUUCCAACUUUGAUUCUUUUUGAUGAGAAGCACAAGAUCAUCUCUUCAAACGGUCGUCAUGUAGUUUCAGCUGACCCAGAAGGAGAGCAAUUUCCUUGGAAACUGAAGCCUUUAAAUGUGAUCAAUCAACUAACAGUCAGUACUGUGAAUGAUGAGAAAUGUCUGAUAUAUUUCACAGAUGGUAAAGAAGCCUCUAUUCAGGGUGCUAAAGAUAUCAUUCAACCAGUGGCUGAGCACUACUUCAAAGUGGCAGAGGAAGCAGAUGACGACCCUCCUUUGUUCUUCUUUUACACAAAAAGAGAUGACACCUCCAACAGUUUGCGUGAUUUUAUAGGUCUUAAUGAGGAGGAUGAUGGUACAUCUGCGGGUAUUCUAGUGAUACUAGAUAUUCCAUCGCAAAUGGUCUACGAGUGUCAAGAAGAGGUGCUGACUAAAGAGGUUGUAGAGGCAUUUGUAAAUGAUUUUGUCAAUGACAAACUAAGUGGCGAAAGGCUUCCUUUAAGGUGAUGAGAUACCAAUGAUUUCUGGGUAUUUGAGUUUCCACAUGACUAUAAGAAAAUUUUGUUUUGUUUUAAUGAUGUAAAUGUAAGAAACGUUUAAUCAGUGACACCUAAGCAUUUUUUUUUAGCUUAAUUACAUGAACAUGACUUUGGUUUUCAGUGUACACUGUAUGUAUGCAGCCUUCCUCAUGUUUUCACUUUUUUUUUUUCUUUUUAAGGUAUUUUUUUUCUUUUUGUUUUUGGUUAGUAGUAGCAAUUUAGGACAAUUAUUUUGGAAGGGACAGACUAAAAUUUCAUUUGAACAUGACUGAUGUGCACAUGUUCCUAAGCAAAUUUGUAUUCUUGUCAUUUUUUAAUCCCCAUAUACAAUGAGCGUUUUACUAGUUACUGUAUCAAUAUUUUGUACUGUAAAAGGGGCUAAGGGGUGUGAUCUUGCUUCAAAUACAAGGAACUUAUUGUUGUCUCCAGAAAGUGCUCAGAGGCUAGCUGAGAAAAUUUGCAUAAGAUCUUGGAUUAUAAAUUAGAUGCAAAGCAAACAAAAUAAUACUUAUGUGUUUCAAGUAUGAGAGCAUUUUAAUGAUGAAAGGGUGAAGCAAGUAAACAGUUUUUGAUGUAGUUAUUUUGUUGUAGUUCUGUAAAAUGUUAAGACAAACUGUACAGUGGAUCAUGUAACUUUUAGGCAAUAACUUAAUUUAUUAACUGUGCAUGCAUCACUAUUUGUAAAAGCUGGGUGUUAGCAAGCAUAAAAGCUGAAUAACAGUGGUUAAAUGGUACAUUCCCAUCAAUUUACAUGCCAUUAAUUUUAUUUUGAAACGGUGCAUGAAUUUACUGUAAGUGGCUGUGUAUGCCAUAUAAAAUAAUUAUGCUUUUCAUUAUCUUCAAGCAAAAACUGUUUUUAGUCAUAACGUAUUUUAUCAGUAAUGGUACAGUGCAGAUGGUCAUAAUCUUUUUUUUUUGAAGCAGUGGUGUAACUAAGUGAAUUGCAACUGUUUUGAGAAGUUGUGUUAGUUCAAAAUAUAGCCAGGUAGUUAGCCCUAAUCCAGGAUUGAAAUUUCAACUUGAUUUGGAUUUGACCAGGUGUAACUCUUUAUGAUUCCUUAUCUUACUCUGGAAGAUGCUGAGGACACUCCAAGCAAAAAUGGCAAAACAAUCUAAGUGCUACAAGACUUAACCCUUUAACUCCCAAGAUCUGUUUAUUUAUUUUCUGCUCUAGCUGCUUUACAUUCCCUUUUACAUCAGUUACAAGAAUUUGGUGUUAGAUUGAGAUAACUUCUACCAGUUAAGUUUGUGUAUUCUCAUUACCCAUUUGCAAGAUAACAUUUGGAUAUUGUAGAGAGGAGUUAUUUGUUAAUCACUUCUGGGAGUCAAAGGGUAAAUAAAAAAAGUCUGGUAGCCUUUGGUAAGAAUCCCGACUCUGAUUUUAAAGGGUGUUCACGCAAGUCAGACAAUUCAACUCAUUAUGUUGUAGUAUUUAAGGUACUUCUAUAGUCAGAUCACACCAGAUGUAUAUGUAUUAAGCUCAUUAGAAUUGUCAUGUUUAGUAUUCAACCUACUACUACAUUGUACCUUAUUAUAGUGUGUAGGGAAAUAUCUGUACAACUCUCUCGGAGGGUUUUUUGUAGUGUGCUAGCCCUCAGGGCAUAUCCUCUGUGAAAAAAGUGUGUAGUAAUAAUAAUUUAAUGCAAGUUUAUGUAAUUAUAAACGCCUUGAAGAUUUCCUGGGUCUAGGGCAAAAUCCUGGGGGUACUCCCUGGAGCUCUUUGUUGGGGUGUGUCGGUGGGUUCUCUAAAUCCUGAUCUUAUACAAGACUAAAUACCGCUGUAACCCCCUAGAGGUUCAUACCCAAUUUUAACCGUACAAGUCAAUCAUGCAAUCGUACUCUUUGGGGUGGCAUACAACCAAGAAAUGUACACAGAGGAGUGCCCCCUCCCCUUAGCAGGGAAGACACAAGGUUGUUAGUUUGUUACCCUUACUAAGUAGGUAGAACGAAGUAAGUAAUUUUAAAUGAACUACAUUAAGUUACUUAUUUUAUCCCAUGACAAUGCAAGCGUGUGUGGAAAUAAUCGUAACCUUGUUCAACAAUAAAAGUGUGUUGAAGUAA
Pocillopora verrucosa is the source of this 3474-nucleotide messenger RNA. Its product is annotated as nucleoredoxin-like. NCBI's taxonomy places the organism in Eukaryota, Metazoa, Cnidaria, Anthozoa, Scleractinia, Pocilloporidae. Gene Ontology annotation, cellular component: nucleus. Gene Ontology annotation, molecular function: thioredoxin-disulfide reductase (NADPH) activity. Gene Ontology annotation, biological process: negative regulation of Wnt signaling pathway; negative regulation of protein ubiquitination. The record is from RefSeq and is a predicted model, not a curated record.